Molecule: messenger RNA, 475 nt
Organism: Acaulospora morrowiae
Lineage: Eukaryota; Fungi; Glomeromycota; Glomeromycetes; Diversisporales; Acaulosporaceae
Source: the annotation of a GenBank genome assembly
UGCACCUGAAGCAUUUUGGCGAUUAAGUGAAUAUGAAAUGCAAGAAAAGUCACAUACUAUUAUUCGAUUGCCAGUACACUUACCAAAUAAGCAAAAUAUUUUUUUUAGUGUUGGAAAUGAAGCUAAAGCUCUUCAUGUUGCGCAAACUCAGCAUACAAUGUUAACUGCAUGGUUUAAAUUAAAUGAAAAUGAUAUUAAUGCAAGAACAAUUAUAUAUCACAAUAUUCCAUUAUUCUAUAUGUUCCAAAAGUCAACUAAAAUAUGGAAAAAGCGGGUAAAAUACACUGAGAAAAUUAUUGGCAGAAUGUAUACUGUUUAUCCAUCAGAUAUGGAACGAUUUUGUCUUCGAUUGUUACUUUUGCAUACACCUGGAGCUAUAAGUUUCGAAGACCUUAGAACUGUUAACAAUUAUGUAUAUACUUCUUUUCAUGAAGCAGCUCUAAUGAGAGAACUACUAGAUGAUGAUAAUGAAUAG